CAGCCGAAGAAGAGUCGCUUAAGCCGAUCAGGAGAGCAGCGGUCGGUCGGUAGUUGGGGAAGAUGGCGGCGUCCAAGGUGAAGCAGGACAUGCCUCCAACCGGAGGAUACGGUCCCAUCGAUUACCGCAGAAACCUCCCGCGUCGGGGACUGUCCGGUUACAGUAUGUUUGGUAUUGGAAUGGGAAUAAUGCUGUUUGGAUACUGGAGGCUUUUUAAAUGGAACAGAGAGAGAAGGCGUCUGCACAUUGAGGAUUUAGAGGCUCGGAUCGCUUUACUUCCCUUGUUGCAGGCAGAGCAGGACCGCAGCACGUUACGGAUGCUCCGUGAGAACCUAGAGGAGGAAUCUGUCAUCAUGAAGGAUGUUCCUGACUGGAAGGUCGGUGAGAACAUGUUUCACACAGAUCGUUGGGUCACCCCGCUCACAGAAGAGCUUUAUAACCUUCGACCUCGAGAGCAGUUGCUUCAUAAGAAGUUCGGCUUCCUGUGGUACGUGUAGACACCAGCAUGCCCAGUGAUAACCAGCAUCUGAUCGAUGGGAGACGUCAUGUGCAUAUUGUUGCUUUCUGGGGUUGCCCUGUUCACGUUGUAAAUGUUAAAGUAUAAAAUAUCUUUUCUUUA
This is a messenger RNA of Paramisgurnus dabryanus, 619 nucleotides long. It is a transcript of the gene ndufa13, whose product is annotated as NADH:ubiquinone oxidoreductase subunit A13. The record is from RefSeq and is a predicted model, not a curated record. Gene Ontology annotation, cellular component: respiratory chain complex I. NCBI's taxonomy places the organism in Eukaryota, Metazoa, Chordata, Actinopteri, Cypriniformes, Cobitidae.